Molecule: messenger RNA, 1511 nt
Organism: Leptinotarsa decemlineata (Colorado potato beetle)
Lineage: Eukaryota; Metazoa; Arthropoda; Insecta; Coleoptera; Chrysomelidae
Product: popeye domain-containing protein 1-B
Biological process (GO): striated muscle cell differentiation; heart development; skeletal muscle tissue development
Cellular component (GO): sarcolemma
Molecular function (GO): cAMP binding
Source: RefSeq, a predicted model, not a curated record
AUGAAAGUAAAAAUAAAUUACGAGCUAUCUGCGUUCAAGAAGUGGGAGAGGGUGUUCAAACCGUUCCGAGUUAGCAAAAAGCACUUCAAGGAAUUGGUUCGAGAAGCUGUGGUAAUGAAUCUGGAAGAAGGCGACAUUUAUGCCGUGGAAGAUGUCAGUCCAGCUGACGAAAGAUUGUCGAUUUUGCUCAAAGGAAGGUUAAGAGUAACCUGUGAUGAUACCCAUCUGCACUUCAUCAAUAUGCAUCAGUUUGUUGACUCUCCUGAGUGGGAAGCCAAUCACGAACAAUCAGAUGACGUUUUUCAAGUGACAAUCACCGCUGAAGAAGACAGUGUUUAUUUGUGCUGGCCUCGAAUGAAGCUGGAAAGAGUGUUGAGACACAGACCGAUGCUCAAAGUUGUGUUGGAUGCAAUCAUAGGAAAAGAUAUAACACAAAAACUAUACGCCCUAAACGAGCACCUGAGUGGGCUAAGCGAAGAGAGAGAAAGGGGAAAGAGAAAUAAAUUGUGGGCCAAAACACAUAGUCGAAGCAUGUCUUUGGAUGCCGUGAACACGGGAAAUACGGGGUUGGUGCGGUCUUCAGCUUACAGAACGUUAAAGAACACAGACCGAGGCUCCCUGGGGAAACUGGAAGCCCAGUGCUGGGUGCCGUUAGUGGCGAAACAGUUUCCCGUCAAGUCACCGUUCAACCCUCAGAAUUCCUCAACGAGUCUUCGAAUACCGGAAGUGCAUGCUAGCACCCCUCAAAGGAGUCGUUCGCUGAGGAGAGAAGUCAAAUUCGAAACGAGCAGAAAGUGAAUGUUUUUGAUAUUAAGUGUUUAUAUGUCUGAUCGUUAAAUGUAUCUGUUGCCGACAGACAGGUUGAUAAUUUUGUUUGAAUAUUCUAAAUAUUUACCGUACAGUUUUUACAUAAAUGAUCCAGGGCUGUUGAAUUUUUGGUGAUGAUAACACCACAGCCUGUUGAAUGUUUUUAUACUGAAGCACAACCCCUAAAAUGUCCGAUCAAAUACAAGUAGAGAUUUUUCAUUCGGAGGCACAGUUUUCAAAUGUUUUUUUUAUAUCUGUGGAACUAUGAGUAUGUAAAAAUGAGUUAUUACCCAUCUCAUUAAUUAUAAAAUUUUCUACGAAAAAAAGGUCUUCUGCUUUUUUUUCUCAGUUCCCCCUCACUAUCCUAGAAACGGUUUCAAGCAUUUUUCGAUAUCAUCUUUCGUUCGUGAGAUAUAGCCCAUUGUACGUUUUAAAAUUGACACACUGUAUAUUGUCUUCGAAUUGAACUUCAGAUUGCUCCCAAAUCCACCGUAUUCGCCAGAUUUGGCUCUCAGCGACUACUGGCUGUUCGCAGACCUCAACAAAAUGCUCACCGGUAGGAAACUCCGCUCGAAUGAAGAGGUUAACUGAAACUGAGACAUAUUUUUAGGCAAAAGAUAAAAAGUUCUACAAAAGUUCUACAAAAGCGUUUUUUUUUCUUAGGCCCGGGACUGUUCACACCAUGUGUUAUAUAAAGUCGUAUG